AUGACAGAGGUUUUUGCCAUCAAAUCACUUCUCGGUGGUGUCGUGAGUCGCGACAUUGGUCAGGAAUCCGAUGCUCUUCCCCAUCUUCAUCUCCCAUCGCGCGAUCGCUGCCAUAUGAUCGCAGCUGUGGAAGAAGAGCAUCCAAAUGCCCCAGCAAUCUUGCUCCUCUUCGUCUCCGUGCGCUCGAAUUGUGCGCCAGAGCGGGAUGACGCGAGUGCCUCCCAUCUCACUCUCGGCGGUGGAAAAUUGGAGUUGAGGAGCUCCACAGGUUGCACGGCGGUUCAGUGUGAUUCUAACAUCUUCAGUGUCAAGAUGAACGAGGCGACACAGCGAGGAGGAAGAUCCCAGUGGAGACAAUGGAGUCGCUCGAGUCUCUGGACAAUUCUCAUUCUCACAUCCAUGGCGACUUGCCAUUCCUCACCAGUAUAUCUGAAGAAUUCUCACCACUUGUCACACUAUCAAUCGGGUCGCAACAUCCGGCAUCUACCGUGCAAAAUUCGACGAUCCGGCGAAGAGGGAAUUUGCAUGUUUGCCAUCGAUUGUCUCAAGUCCAAUGGCACACAUCUUGGCACCUGCAUCGACAGAUUCUACUUCGGAUCGUGCUGUCAUAUAAAGGACGAUCAACUGCUGGUGGAGCCAGAAAUAAGUGACAAUAGCAUAGAUGAGAAUACCAUUUCUCACUUUCUACAUCAACAAACACGCCCAACGGGUGGCACGCUGAAACCGUCCACCGAGGGUGAGACGCCAGAGAGAACAGAGCGACCACUGAUACCGGUCUCCACCAUAUCAGCCACCACUAGUCACAAUUUAUCGUCAGAGAGUAGCGUUCCAGCACUUCAUCAUCAUUAUACGACCAAUUAUGAUGUUAUUAGCCUAUCUUCCUCCUCUCCAUCUCCACCAUCCUCAUCCUCAGCCACCACAACACCAUCGCCGGUGCCCUCUUCGCUGGCCACCGAGCCCAGCACAUCGAGCGCACCGUUAGAAGAAACGAGAUUCACGUCAUCAACUCCUGCCGCCACCACCACGCCGGAGAAUGUCAAGCUGUCCACAUUCCAGUCCGUGGAGGAUGUCACGAAGGCGCCGGUGGAAGAAGUGACCACGCCUAGAGUCACCACAACCACCCACAGCACGCGAUAUCCCACACGCAGGACGACAACGCAGCAGCCAACGACGACCAGCACAACGGUGAAGUCAACUCAUAGUCCCAAACCCAAGCCAAAGCCCACGAAUGUGAAGCGACCGUCAUCGACGAAGAAGCCUCCCGCGUCACCUAGUAGUCGCCCUAAGCCCACAAGGCGACCGACGACGCCUGUCGCAAAUGCGACGACAAUCACGAAGAAGCCCACGAGGAAGCCCACAACGGAGAGCACAACCUUGGCGGCGAUCAUUCCAACGAGAAAAAAGACAACGACAACCACUCCCAGCACGACAACGUUGCCAACAACAUUGUCCACAACAACGACCGAAAGCACGACGAAGAAAGUGAUAACAACAACCACGGUGCAAACAACAGCGAAGCCAACAACAGUGACAACUGUUAAGAGCACUCCAGGAACGGACGAGGAGGAGAAACCAUUGACAACAUUGAGCUUUGUUGAGACAACGAAAGCUCCUCGACCGAAACCCAAGCCAACAUCCUCCAUCGCAAUCGUUCCACCGUCGACGAUUGCUGUGGAAGAGGUAGAAAUUCAAAGUAGUACAAGUGGAGUAGAAUCUCCAGUCACCCAGUCAGAAGUGUUAUCAACAUCGACAUCAACAUCAACGUUAACAUCAACUUCUGCUGCUGUCGAAAAUGCGACCAAGGCGGAGACGACUACAAUGGCUUCUGGUUUGGUGACAUGGACUAACAACAUUGAUGAGAGUGAGAGGAACAAGACGGAGAGCACAACUGAGGGUUGGAUACCACUGCAGACAAUCCCCGUGGAAUCAUCUUCGGAAGCAACUCCAGCAGCAAUCACAGAAGCGAUCAACGCGACAACAGCCGAGGACACAACGGCAUCUUCAACUACCGGAGUUACGAUUGGGAAUGCUACUGAGCAGACCAGCGCGCAGACGACAGCUGGAGAUGUGGCCCAGAAUGGCACAACAGAAACAACAACGCCCAUGAUGGAGGGAAUCGACUACAGACUGAGUAAGUUCAGAUCUAAGUCACGACGGAAGAUAAGGUCACAACUCGUUACAGGGGGAUUGGGCAUCAGAGUUGAAAAGAUCUCGCGGAACACAUUAAAGAUAGGAUUGUGUAUUGAUUGA
Messenger RNA from Phlebotomus argentipes, 2250 nucleotides. Its product is annotated as mucin-2-like. Bases 1 to 2250 code for a protein of 749 amino acids. The record is from RefSeq and is a predicted model, not a curated record. Lineage: Eukaryota; Metazoa; Arthropoda; Insecta; Diptera; Psychodidae. The transcript is spliced from 4 exons.